Messenger RNA from Mycetomoellerius zeteki, 1574 nucleotides. RefSeq lists its product as uncharacterized. The transcript has 2 exons. The coding region runs from base 42 to 1391 and encodes 449 amino acids. The record is from RefSeq and is a predicted model, not a curated record. NCBI's taxonomy places the organism in Eukaryota, Metazoa, Arthropoda, Insecta, Hymenoptera, Formicidae.
GCUUACGCUUCGCAUUUUCCAAUAUUCAAUUCAUUUAAACAAUGAAGCGUGUGACAAUUGAUAAGAAAGGUUCGCGGGAAAUAAAAGGUCGCGCAAGCCGACCGAAAAAGAGACCAAAACCACUGAAUCGUCAUAUGAUCGAGUGCGAAACGGCAAGUACUAGUGCCUCCGCGAAAAAGUUGAAAACAAGUUCGGUGAUUGUGCCAAUAGACGCGAGUCAUGGAUAUCGCAUAAUAAACUUUUUAACACUAUUUUCGACUCUCAGUGACAUGAUAAAAUGCAAAUCAUGCGACGGAGAUAUUUCAUUCAAAGAGGGAAGCAUUCGCGGACUUGGAUUCAAAUUAGUUAUCACAUGUGAUAAAUGUGAACCGCGAUAUAUAAAUUGUUGUCCGCUUAUCAAUCACGCCUAUGAAAUAAAUAGACGAUUUGUUUUUGCGAUGAGACUUCUUGGUGUCGGUUACGAAGGCGCGAAAAAAUUUUGCGGUAUCAUGGAUCUUCCGAACAUUUUCAGCAAGAAAGUAUAUUACGAAAUUCUGACAAAUAUUUAUUGCGCGACGAAGACUAUGGCUGAUAUAAUAUUUUCCGAGGCAGUCGUUGAAGAGAAACGAUUGACGACAAAUGCAAAAGGAACAGAACCGGCAGGCCUUACAAUUUCAGGAGAUGGAACCUGGAUGAAACGAGGUUUUUCAUCUUUACAUGGAGUUGUAACUUUAAUUGGCCAUUACUCUGGACAAGUAAUAGACGUAAAUAUCAAGUCGUUGUACUGUAAACAGUGCGAAUAUUCAAGCCAAAAUCUGGAUACAGAAGAAUAUGAAACAUGGGAAGAAUCACAUAGAAAUAAGUGUUCCAUCGAUCACAAAGAAAGCACUGAAAAAAUGGAGGUGGACGGAGCGAUAGAAAUGUUCGCGAGAUCCGAAGACUUACAUGGCGUGAAAUAUUUAUCUUACAUUGAUCACGGCGAUAAUAAAAUGUUCAAAGACAUUGUUGAAUCGCAACCUUAUGGUGAAGAUGUUAGAAUUAUAAAAAAAGACUGCUUUACACAAAAUAAUAACGAGAGCAUCAAUACACUUAUUUGGUCGAUUGCGCCUAAACGAAUAUUUAGUGGUAAGAAAAUUGUUGAAAUUGCCACGUAUAUUGCAGCAAAUAUUUUCAAUAAAGGCUAUACAAGUAUUCUUUUAAUGAUGGCUACGCUAAACUUGACAAUUGGAACGAAUGCGGCUACAAUAUGCGAACAACUCGACGCGACACGAGUGUCUCAGCGACACGAGUGUUCAAACGAGGCAAAAACGUUUGCGGCAUCUAAAGAAGAUCGAAUUGAACGACGGAGGAAUAGAGCAUCCUUGAUGGAUGAGCAGCAACAUCCAUUCUAUGAAACAGAAAUGGACGAUUAGCGGAUAACCAAAAUGAUGGAAUCGUUUACCGAUGUACACACAAUCACGUUUUACGCGGAUUCCUCGCAAGAUCAAUAUUUUUCAAUAAAAUUUGCAACAUAACAAGUUCAAUAUACGUACUAAUAAAGUGCCAAAUUAUAAGUGGAUUGUAUUUAUACUUUUCCAGCAAUCCACGCUCAAAAA